Molecule: messenger RNA, 1094 nt
Organism: Paecilomyces variotii
Lineage: Eukaryota; Fungi; Ascomycota; Eurotiomycetes; Eurotiales; Thermoascaceae
Product: Alpha/beta hydrolase fold-1
Exons: 2
Coding region: 93-848 (251 amino acids)
Source: RefSeq, a predicted model, not a curated record
UUAGCUCCCAUAUACAAUUAUCGUGUCUGUUCUCUCAUAUUGCGUAUAUUUCUUACUCCUUAUAUUAACCGAUAUAUAACACACAUAGUACAAUGCAUGCUCAAAAACCAGUUCUCGUCUUCAUCCCCGGUGCCUGGCACACGCCAGAAUAUUUCACCGAUGUCAUCAACAAACUGAAGGUCCAUGAGUAUGAAACGCAUGCUUUACUACUACCUUCAGUUGGGGGAGCGGGCAUUGUCACCGCCACAGAUGAUGCAGCUUUUAUUCGGAAAACUACUACUUCGUUGGUCAACGAGGGCAAGGACGUUCUAAUGGUUAUGCACUCAUACGGCGGAAUCCCCGGUACUGAAAGUACAAAAGGCCUUCUCAAGAAGGAAAGAGAAAUCGAAGGGAAGAAGGGUGGAAUAGUGGGCUUGGUUUACAUGACUGCAUUCUUACUCCCAGAAGGACAGUCGGUGGGUUCUUUCCUGGGGGGCUAUGAGAACUGGAUCAUAUUCAAUGGAAAUCAAACGACACUCGACCGUGCGCCUGAAAUCAUGUACAACGACCUCCCUGUGGAGAUUGGCGAAGCCUAUGCCAAAAGAACGCUCCACCACUCUGCAGCAAGCUUCGAUACACCUUUGACAUAUCCAGCGUACAAAUACCUUCCGACUACCUACCUCCUCUGCAAGCAAGACAUGGCUAUCCCCUUUGCUGGACAGCAGGCUAUGGCUUCAAUUGCUGGUGAGGCAGCCACAAAACAUAUAUGCAACGCUGCUCAUUCUCCUAUGCUCAGCAUGCCGGAUACGGUUGUGAGUGUGAUUCGGGAAGCCGCCGGUGAAAUUAUUACUGCCAAUGGGCAAUUAUAGUAGUCUUCUCUUGAGCUCUCGAAUGAGAUAUGUUAUUAGAGAUCCUAGGGAAUAUGAAGAUAAAUACACACAUAGCAGUGAUCUCCAAUAUUAACUGAUUCCGCAGAAGAAGCGUUAAGGACUCUUCGAACGAUAACAUGCCCAGUGAUGAAUACCUGAAGUAGUAUAUGCAAGAAAGUCAAGAACGAGGUAUGAUUAUUCGUGUUAUUCACAAUUAUGCACAAAGAGAAUAGAUACAAGUUUCAU